Messenger RNA from Paramecium primaurelia, 848 nucleotides. Lineage: Eukaryota; Ciliophora; Oligohymenophorea; Peniculida; Parameciidae. The record is from the annotation of a GenBank genome assembly.
AUGGAUUAAUAGCAAUUUGAUUCUGAAUUACAAACCUAUUUUCUACAUAUUAAACAUGAAAUCAAAUAGGAACAUAUAGAAUAUUUGAAAAAGCAUCCAGAAUUAAAUCAAAUAUUAAAUGACUUUACAAGUUAGAUUAUUUUAGAAAAAGUAACUUUUUUAAUAUUAUUUCAGCCAGAUAAUGUUUAUCAAUAUGCUAAAGAAUAUUUCAGUUUCUUUAAUUAAGAAAAAGAUCUUAAAACUUGUAAACCAUUAAUUGUUUCUGGAGCUAGUGGAGUUGGAAAAGUAAUUAAAUUAUAAAUUGUUCUUAAUAGGGAACUUUAUUAUAGAUGCUUUUUAAAUAAUAUCCAUAAUAAUUUGUUUUUAGUGUUAGCUACACAACAAGAGCACCAAGACCAGGUGAAGUUCAUGGAUAACAUUAUUAUUUUGUAAGCAAAGAAGAAUUUUAAAAAGAAAUUGAAAAGAAAGCAUUUUUAGAAUAUUGUGAAGUGCAUGGUAAUUAUUAUGGAACUCAUUUGGCUCAAGUUUAAAAAGUUAUGAAACAAGGAUAAGUUUGUGUAAUUGAAAUAGAUGUAUAAGGUGCUGAAAAGAUUAGUAAAUCAAUGCCUAAUUAGUGUAAUUAUAUUUUUAUUAAUGCUCCUUCAACUGAAGAAUUGAGAAAGAGAUUGACUGGAAGAGGAACUGAAACAGAAGAAGUAAUUGAAAAAAGAAUGAAAAAUGCUGAAAAAGAAAUAGAAAAAGCUCAUUAACUAGGAUUUUAUAAUGAAUUAUUAAAUGAUGAUUUACAAAAAACAAUGAAGAAAUUGAUAGACCUUCUCAAAACAUUUUACACCGAUUUAAAAUUAUGA